GCAUCACACAGCAUAUCACUUUUUAUCAACCAUUUUUACCUGUAAUAUUCUUCAUUAACGUAUUCAAAUCGUGUGUUUACUAUAUAGUUAAUUCCAUCUGAUACAAGUGUAACUUAUACAAUCAAUCAAAAAAUCAUUUUAUUUCGUAAAUUAAUUAGUGAGUGUGUAUUUUGUCAGCAAAACUGAGUUAAUUACAGCAACAACCGUACUUUUUAUAUAACAACGCAACUUUAUCGUCUUCAUUUUUGCAAUUAAAAAUAAAAUUAGCAAAACUGGAAGUAUCAAUAAAUCAUCCGUCAACAAAAAAUGCCGAAACAAUUAAUGUCGGAUCAAAACAUCCCACAUCUGAAGGACAUCUUUGGUUUCGGCAACAACAACAUCAGCAACAAAUCCCAGGUGGCAGAACAUGGGAAGCAGGAAGAGAAUGUAGUGGCAGUAAACUACGACAGUGCCAUAUUGAUGAUGAAAUCAAUUUCCAACGAGGGGGAGAGUAUGAAAACCACCAGCAGCAACAGCAACAAAAAAGUCAAUUUACGACACCGGAACAACAGCAAAAUUCUAACAGAGAAAGACGUAAAGCAAUUAGAGCAACACCUGUCGAUGAAGAAGACUAUCCGUAAAAAAAUAAUGCGUGACUUGCAACGGGCCUUAGUCGUAGAUCCAAACGAAUUUAGAUUAGAUGAUGAUGUACCUCCAGAACAGCUCAAAGCUCAAAUAAAUAUUCAAAGCUUUAGCUUUGGUGUUCAAUUAGAAAAACACGGACAUUCUCAAAGAAAUACCAACAAUACUUUUCUGGGCAUGCUUCGUAAUAAUGCAAGAGAAAUUGAUGAUAAUUUUUCUCAUGAUGAGGAUACUGAUGAUUGUGACUCUGAUCAUAUCAAAUCACCAACAACAACAGAUCGGCUCCUAGACACAAUCAUUACGCGUCAUUGUAAUACAUCUUCUUCAAAAGAAAAUGAUUUUAAAUCAAUUAACAAUUGCGAUAAACGAUAAAUCGCUAUCAUAUUUUAUUUUUAUUACUCUAAAUUAAUCAAUUAAUUGUUGACUUAUUAUGUAGACAUAUGAUAAAUUUGAUUAAGAAAAAUUUAUAACUGUGAUAUUCGUAUACUUAAGAUUGUGUACACCACCACGCACGUACGCGCAUAUCGCGUUAUUAAUUCCAGAAGGAUUUACAUUUUUAUAUGCCCUUUUGGUUUUAGCUCCCUAAAGCCCAGACCCUGGUUAAGAACUCCGAUCGAAUCCGAUUCGAAAAUUCCAAACGAUUUUAAUCAGAAAUUUCCGAUUGACUUUCAAUCAGAUUUAAUUAGAUUUAAUCAGAGUUUUUAAUCAUGAAAAGGCUUAUAUAAAUAUAAGUUCUUUUAGAAUUAGUAACGCUAUAUAUAUGCAUAUGAUAUAUAUAUAUAUAAAAUUUUAGUGUAUUUACUAAAAUUUUAUAAUAUUAAUUCCAAUUAUUUAUAAUUACCUCACCAAU
Molecule: messenger RNA, 1471 nt
Organism: Microplitis demolitor
Lineage: Eukaryota; Metazoa; Arthropoda; Insecta; Hymenoptera; Braconidae
Exons: 3
Coding region: 307-993 (228 amino acids)
Source: RefSeq, a predicted model, not a curated record